ACUUGCCCGUGACGUAAAACUAACGCGUCACCGUUUGUUUGUCUUUGGACCUGGUUUGACGUUAGCUUGGUUUUCGCUUGCGUUGUUAACACGUAUAAUGCGCUAUAACCAGCGUUUUUGAUUCGAACAUGUCCGAAGGGCAGUGGAAGACAAGUUAAUGAAAAUAAUAAGAGAAAUCACCGGAUGUCAGGAUGAACUGGAUUUUCCCGCAGUCUAAGAGCUCUGGAGCGAUUCCGCCUCUGAACAGUUUACAGAAACAGAGACAGCGGCAGAUCGAGUCGCUUAAAGCUGCGCAUUCUACCAUCGCAGAGAUCCAGAAAGAUGUGGAGUACCGGAUUCCUUUCACUGUUAACAACUCGACCAUCAACAUCAACAUAUUGCUUCCACCACAGUUUCCUCAAGAGAAGCCCGUCGUCACCGUGUAUCCUCCCGUCGGUCAUCACAUAGUGGACGGGAACAACGGCACCGUGAUCACCAGCCCCCUCGUCACCAACUUCGGGAUGCACUCGGACCUGGGGAAAGUAAUCCAGAGCUUGCUGGAUGAGUUCUGGAAGAGUCCGCCUGCCCUGAUGCCCGGCGCUCCAUCCUUCCCGUUCAUGUACAAGCCGCCGUACCCUACGCAGAACUUUCAUUUUGUCCCCGCUUUCCCGAGCCAGGACCCCCAGCGCCCCGUCGUCCCCGCCCUGCUCCCACCGGCCCCGGGGUCAGAGAUGCAGCAGGUGACGAACCGUCCUCCGGCACCGGUGUACGGGUUGAUCACGGACCUCCCGCUGCCCGUCCCCAUGGCCGACUCACAGACCGGGCUGAACGGACACAUCUACAGGAUGCCCGAAAUCCCCGACUCGUUUCCAGAACUUUCCGAGAUGAGUGUGUCUCAGCUGAAGGACAUGAGCGAUAAUGAAGACGUGCUGCUGGAGUUUUUUGCGUGUCUGCCUCAGCUCAAGCAGGUCUCCAGCGAUAAAGAAGACCUGGUGAACACCAUCGUCACUGUGGCCAAAAAGAAUCUGCAGCUGGAGCCUCAGCUGGAAGGGAAGAGACAGGAGAUGCUGUACAAAUAUGAGCAGCUGACCCAGAUGAAGUCAGCGUUCCAGACCAAAAUGCAGAGACAGCACGAGCUCAGUGAGAGCUGCAGCCUGAGUGCCCUGCAGGCGAGGUUAAAGGUCGCGGCCCAUCAGGCCGAGGAGGAGUCUGAGGAGACGGCCGAGAACUUUCUGGAAGGAAAGACGGAGAUCGACGACUUUCUCACCAGCUUCAUGGAGAAGAGGACGCUUUGCCACAGCAGGAGAGCUAAAGAAGAGAAACUUCAGCAGUCCAUCUCCACGCACGGACACUUCCCCUCGGCACACUAGAGUCACUACUGGUUUCGGUACUAACGCAGAACGCUCCGCCUCACUUCACCACAAACACGCAGCGACGCAGAUCCGCAGCUCUGCUGCUACGGCCUGGAGGAGCAGAACGCGAGCCGGCGACGGUGUUCUCGGACCGCCCGGCGUUGCGGAUGGGCUUCAGCGAGGCUGUAGCAGGGUGUUCUUCAGAGUAUUAGUCACCCCACACCCCACCCCCCACCCCCGGAGUUCUCGUUAGCACACUUUGAAUACUGACCACGGAUUUCUUUCGGUUUCGGACCUUUCUUGCACUCGACGGAGAAUCUGAGAGCUGUCAGAUACGCCAGGAAAAAUACUGUAUUUAAUAAUGUGCAUAAUAGGCUUUAUUAUAAUCAGACGUUGUAUUAUAAGUUUAUUUAAUUUGAUAGGCUAAUAAAAUAUUUCCAAUAAUCA
Ictalurus punctatus (channel catfish) is the source of this 1778-nucleotide messenger RNA. It is a transcript of the gene vps37a, whose product is annotated as VPS37A subunit of ESCRT-I. Gene Ontology annotation, biological process: ubiquitin-dependent protein catabolic process via the multivesicular body sorting pathway; protein targeting to membrane; protein targeting to vacuole. Bases 192 to 1349 code for a protein of 385 amino acids. The transcript is spliced from 13 exons. NCBI's taxonomy places the organism in Eukaryota, Metazoa, Chordata, Actinopteri, Siluriformes, Ictaluridae. Gene Ontology annotation, cellular component: ESCRT I complex. The record is from RefSeq and is a predicted model, not a curated record.